Molecule: messenger RNA, 592 nt
Organism: Uranotaenia lowii
Lineage: Eukaryota; Metazoa; Arthropoda; Insecta; Diptera; Culicidae
Product: cysteine-rich PDZ-binding protein
Exons: 2
Coding region: 131-436 (101 amino acids)
Biological process (GO): cytoplasmic microtubule organization
Cellular component (GO): dendrite
Molecular function (GO): PDZ domain binding; microtubule binding
Source: RefSeq, a predicted model, not a curated record
UAAGAGUGUGUAACUAAAAACUGUUUUGUUUGUAAACAGAAAGUUUUUUUUACAAAAAAUCUUCAAAAAUCGUUUAAAUUUACUUUUAUUUUGGUGUUUUCCGCUCUCAGUUUUCCCGAAACGAUCAAAAAUGGUUUGUGAAAAGUGCGAAAAGAAGUUGGGCAAAGUGAUAACACCAGAUCCGUGGAAGGCGGGAGCCCGGAACACAACCGAAGGCGGUGGCCGGAAAAUCAACGAAAACAAAGCCCUCACCAGUGCAGCGAAAAACCGGUACAACCCGAUGUCGGCAACGUUUGCCCCAUGCAGAAUUUGUAAACAGAAAAUUCACCAAGCAGGAUCGUACUACUGUCAGCAGUGUUCGUACAAAAAAGGGAUAUGUGCGAUGUGCGGGAAAAAACUUAUGGAUGUUAAAAAUUACCGACAAUCUUCUGCUUGAUUGCGGUUCAUAUGUGAAGUGUAUAGCAUUAAGAUAGAAUAGCCGUAUAAUUAGUAACAUUCUAUAUUUUAAUUUUCCAUACCUUCAAAAUGCACUUUGAUAACAUACUUCAAAAGAAAGUAAAUACAUGGUAAUAAAGUGAAUCAACCUCAUUAA